This is a messenger RNA of Exophiala xenobiotica, 2387 nucleotides long. RefSeq lists its product as uncharacterized. The record is from RefSeq and is a predicted model, not a curated record. Gene Ontology annotation, biological process: transmembrane transport; basic amino acid transport. Gene Ontology annotation, cellular component: fungal-type vacuole membrane. Lineage: Eukaryota; Fungi; Ascomycota; Eurotiomycetes; Chaetothyriales; Herpotrichiellaceae. Gene Ontology annotation, molecular function: basic amino acid transmembrane transporter activity. The transcript has 3 exons. Bases 150 to 2291 code for a protein of 713 amino acids.
UGAACGACGUAUUCGUCGUAAAGAUGGUGCUUGAUGCAAGUUCGAGGUAAAUUUUAUUUAACAUGUCUGAAGUCGUGCACACUGUACCGAUGUGUCGUCCUCUUCACCCUGCCCUUCACUGAGCAUAUAGCAACUCGUCUCUUUGCAAAAUGUAUCUGGCAUACAAGAAGAUCAAAAAGCACCGUGCUCGCAAAGCCGCAGAAGCUACCGCAGCGGCCGCAGUACCGACUUCUGCAGUCCCUACUUCUGUGCCCUCCUCGAUCAACACCAAGACCACUGCUUCCACCAACACUUCACCUCAAACAGCAGCUACACCGAAGAAACCAUGCCCGCAGUGCGCACAGGAGAAGACUGUCGCUCGAAAGUAUCGCUGGAAACUCCUCUUCUGCCUGCUCCCCGCUUUCUUCGAUGCAAGUCUUGACUUGACCAUUGUCGCAACAGCCUUGCCUCAGAUCGCUUCUCAUUUCGACAAAUUCAAUCAACUCAAUUGGAUUGUUACAGCCUUCACCUUGACAUCAACAGCCUUCAUCCCCGUCUUCGGCCAAUCAGCAGACAUUUUCGGUCGCCAUGCAACGAUCCAAUCCGCCGUUGUCCUCCUGACUAUAGGCAGCGUUCUCUGCGCCGCUGCACCAGACUGGCCCGUGCUGCUCCUUGGUCGAGCUCUACAAGGUAUGGGCACGGCGGGCAUCCAGAAUGUGGCCAUGAUCAUCCUGGCCGACUCCGUUUCUCUCAAAGAACAAGCCGUCAACACCAGUAUUUUCCAGCUAAUGAACGGUGUGGGAUACAGCAUCGGUCCCGUCAUUGGGGGUUACAUUACCAACGCCAACUGGCGCUACUGCUUCGUCCUCUGUACCGGCCUUUCCGUGAUGAGCUUCUGCACCAUCUUCCUCCUCCGCGGCGACCUCAAGCCUGGCAAGAUCUCGCUCUCCCGGCCUGAGCCAUCUCAAACACGCUUUCAAGCGCUUGUCUCCGGCCUUUCCACGCUCGACAUCGGCGGGAUCACGCUGUUCAUUCUGGGUGUCGGCCUUGUCAUCCUCGGCACCGCCUGGGGCGGCUCGACAUUCCCAUGGAAAUCAGGCGCGGUAAUAUCGAGCAUCAUCCUCGGAGCGCUCCUCAUCAUGUUGUUCCUUGCGUACGAAACGCUCCUCUCCCCAGGUCGCAUUCUCAACCGCCACUUCCCGAAGACCGUACCCAUGAUCCCUUCCUCCGUGCUCUCAGCCAAAGACGUCAAAUUAGUCUGCUUCAUCGCCGCGGCCACGGGCUCCGCGCUCUACUCCGUCUUCUACUUCAUAGGCAUCUACUUCACCCUCGUGGAAUCCUACACCUCGUCCCACGCCGGCACGCAACUGCUCUACUACGUCCCCGGGUUGGGCGUCGGCGUCUACGGCGCAAUCUUCAUCUGCAAUGUGUAUCCGCGGCAGACAUUCUGGCCUUUGUUUAUUGGCACCGUGGUCGAAACCGCUGGCAUCGCGGUCCUCUCUUACGCUGUCAAAGCCCGCGACCCAACGCUCGUCAACGUCAUGAUGGCGAUUGCAGGCGCUGGGACGGGCAUGCGCUUCAUGCCGUCCAACCUGCACCUGUCAGGCAUGUUCCGGUCACAACUCGCCAGCGUAUACUCGUUGUUGCGCUUCGCGCUGCCGUUCGGCGGCACCCUCGCCCUGACCAUCAUGGGCAGUGUCUUCCAGAACCAGAUGAGCGAGUAUUUCGGGUCUGACGCCGUGAGCAAUUCCAACUCCAGCUCCAACAACAGCACGUCGACGGCGACCAUAAAUCUACACAAUCAAGCCUCGCUCGACGCAAUAAGCAGCCUGCCGCAGGCCGAACAAGACGCCAUCCGCGCACAGGGUGCCACGGCCACGAUGUGGAGUUUCAUUUCGAUCCUGCCGAUCCUGGGACUAAGCCUGGUUGCCAGCGUCGGGCUGGGCAACGUCUGGAUCCCAAGGCGCAAGUCAUCCGAGAACGAGGAGAAGGACCAGGAGAAAGGCGAACUUCAGCAGCUUCGGGAAGAUGGACUGUGCAGGCGCCAUGCGAACUCUGCCACGGGCCGCGACGUUGCUGCCGAGGAGACGCAGGGUGUCGAGUUCAUUACGUCCAGUUUCCUGUUGGCUUUGUCAAGGGGCAAUGUGCGACAGUUGAAGACGUCGGCCGCCGUGCCGCAGCAAGCGGCGGCGGUUUCAGGCGAGGGCGCACAUCUGCAGAGCAAGUUGAACGAAGACGCCCUGCCGAGAGAUCCCACGGAGCAGGUACACAUGAGAGAAUCGCCGGGAGGGGCGAGAGGCAGUACCGAAUAGGGUCCAUCAGGUCUAAGCGUGCCUUUCGUUUCAUAUUUCGUUCAUAUAUAUAUAUACCCUGUAUGUUCAUAGAUUCGCUACGUCAACAUCAUAACC